AUGGCGAAGAUCGUGAUUAUCGGUGCGGGCUUUGCUGGCGUCUGGAGUGCCCUUUCAGCCAAGCGUCUGGCAACCCUUGUGAACAAGCAAAGCAGCUUGGAGAUCCAAGUCAUCGCUCCAGAGCCAUCCUUGGUCAUGCGUCCACGACUCUACGAAGCCAAGCCAUCCGAGAUGACGCACUCUCUUGGUCCUCUCUUCGAGGAAGCAGGUAUUACCUUUUUCCAGGGCAUCGCCCAGGCAAUUGAUACCCAAACCAACACGAUUCAUGUUCGAUCCCUCGAAGGGGGUGAAUCAACAGUCACAUAUGACCGUUUGGUUCUAGCCGCCGGUAGCUCCGUCAUGCACCCCCGUGGAAUCACCGGCAUUGAACAGAACGCCUUCGACAUCGAUUCCUUGGCGUCUUCUGAGAAACUAGAUGCCCACCUCCAGAGCCUGACUACCCUUCCGGCAAGCCCAUCACAUAAUACGAUCGUCGUAUGCGGUGCAGGGUUCACAGGCAUCGAAGCCGCAGCGGAGCUACCUAAAAGACUUGGUCAUAUGCCAAACGUCCGUGUCAUCUUGGUCAGUGGUGCCGACCAGAUCGGUCCUGACUUUGCCCCGAGUUCUCGCUCUGUUAUCACGCAAGCUUUGACCGAGCUCGGAGUUGAGCUGAAGCUUGGAUCUGCCGUCACAGCCAUCGACGCGGACGGCGUAACCCUUGCAUCUGGGGAAUGUAUCCCAGCAAAGACUGCAAUUUGGACAGCAGGCGUUCGGGCUACACCUUUGACACAGCAGAUUCCCGGUGAGAAGGACAACCUCAACCGCCUUCGUGUCAAUCAGCAUCUGCGUGUGCCAUCGGCCAAUGAUGUGUUCGCUACUGGUGAUGCGGCUUGUGUUUUUGCUGAUACAGAGGGACAGCAUUAUGCAUUGAUGAGCUGCCAGCACGCUCUCUCACUGGGUCGUGUGUCGGGACAUAAUGUUGCGGCGGAUCUCCUCGGGGAACCUUUGGUGGAUUAUCAACAGGCUGCGUAUAAUUGCUGUCUAGACCUUGGUGACUGGGGUGCUGUUAUCUCUGCGGGUUGGGAUAGGGAGCUUAAUAUCUCCGGGGCUGAGGCAAAGAAAGUCAAGUGCUUCAUCAAUCAGAGAUUGAUCUAUCCACCUGGUGACGUGGAGCAGGCGCUAGCCCAAGCAAACCCGAUCUUGCCAGACUCUGACGAGCUAUUUAGACAGGUGCAGGAAGCUGUGGCAUAA
This is a messenger RNA of Penicillium longicatenatum, 1230 nucleotides long. Its product is annotated as NAD(P)/FAD-dependent oxidoreductase. Gene Ontology annotation, molecular function: NADH dehydrogenase activity. The transcript has a single exon. Lineage: Eukaryota; Fungi; Ascomycota; Eurotiomycetes; Eurotiales; Aspergillaceae. The coding region runs from base 1 to 1230 and encodes 409 amino acids. The record is from RefSeq and is a predicted model, not a curated record.